AUGGGAGACGAGCAGCUGGAUUUCGAGCUUUCCGAAGAGGUUCUGUCGGUGAUUCCUAUGGACCCUUUUGAGCAGCUGGAUCUCGCGAGGAAGAUCACUUCAAUGGCGAUAGCUUCAAGGGUGACGAAUCUGGACUCCGAGGUGGUAGAAUUGAGACGGAACCUUCAGGAUAAGGAAAGCGUUGUGCGUGAGCUCGAGGAGAAGGCUUCUCGCUUGGAGAGAGACUGUCGUGAGGCUGAUUCGAGGCUGAAGAUCGUCCUCGAGGACAAUAUGAACCUGACAAAGGAGAAGGAUUCACUAGCAAUGGCAGUAACGAAACUCAACCGUGAUUUAGCUAAGUUGGAGACAUUCAAGCGGCAGUUAAUCAAAUCCCUGAGCGACGAGAGUGGUCAGCAAACAGAACCUGUUGAUAUAAGGACAUGCGACCAGUCAGUUCAUGGAUCAUAUCCAGGCAAAGAUGAAAGGACUAAUUCAAUUGUCGAAGCUUCAAAAUACACAGGAAACAAAUUCUCAAUGACACCAUAUCUCUCUCCACGUCUUACCCCAACCGCAACACCGAAGAUUAUCUCCACAAGUGUAUCCCCUCGAGGCUAUGGUUCUCCUAAAAGAGCAUCAGGUGCAGUUUCUCCCACAAAGACAACAAUCUGGUACCCUUCAAGCCAGCAAUCAUCAGCUGCUAAUUCUCCACCUCGCAACCGCACACUCCCAGCUCGUACACCUAGGAUGGAUGGUAAGGAAUUUUUCAGACAAGCCAGGAGUCGAUUAUCCUAUGAACAGUUCAGUGCCUUUUUAGCUAACAUAAAGGAACUCAACGCACAGAAGCAAACCCGAGAGGAAACUCUGAGGAAAGCUGAUGAGAUAUUUGGGGAAGAUAACAAAGACCUCUACCUAUCAUUCCAAGGUCUUCUCAACAGGAACAUGCGUUAA
This is a messenger RNA of Microthlaspi erraticum, 927 nucleotides long. The record is from the annotation of a GenBank genome assembly. NCBI's taxonomy places the organism in Eukaryota, Viridiplantae, Streptophyta, Magnoliopsida, Brassicales, Brassicaceae.